ACUGAAUACUUGUACGCAAAGGACUUAAACAAAGCCCUGCAAUACAUGUACGACAACAAGCGAUACUCACAACUCGUCUUUUACUUGGAAGCGUGUGAAUCAGGCUCAAUGUUUAGCAAACUAUUACCGAAAAAUAUCAAUGUUUACGCGACGACGGCCUCCAAUCCCACUGAAUCCAGUUAUGCCUGUUAUUUUGAUAACAAGCGACAAACUUACCUUGGCGAUGUGUAUAGUGUGAAUUGGAUUGAAGACAGCGAUCGCAAGGAUUGGGGCAAAGAGACACUUCUGGAUCAGUUCAAUCUGGUCAAGAAGGAGACCAAUACAUCCCAUGUGAUGGAAUAUGGUGACUUCAACAUCGCUGGCGAACGAUUGGGUGAAUUCCAGGGCGAUAAAAAACCAUCGAUUGAGGUCUUCGGUGGCGAUGAAGUGCCCGUUGUUUUUGACGCCGUCGACAGCGGAGACGUGCCCUUACAUAUCCAUCAAAAGAAAGUCGAAGCGGCCAGAGAUGAGACCGAAAAACAAAUUCUUACCGAACAAUUGCAACGUCUGGUCGACGGCCGAGAGUUUGCGACCAAACAUUUCCAUCAAUACGUCAAUAGUAUUAAGCAUUUGGUUGGCGAACAAAUCGAUACCAUUUUAACCCAAAAACAAGAGCUUAAUAAUAGAGAGUGUUAUCAACAACUUGUAGAUACUUUCCAUGAAAAGUGUCUCAAUUUGAAUGAAAAUCCAUUUGUUUUGAGAAAACUUUACAUUUUUGCAAAUGUUUGCGAAGAAUUGAGUCGCGGAUCCGAUGUUGAGAUCAAGACCGAAGACGCUGUCGACCAUUUGGUGGAGUAUUGUUUCCACAAUUUGGCCAAAGGUUAUCAACAGCCCAUUCUAUAG
Messenger RNA from Medioppia subpectinata, 882 nucleotides. Lineage: Eukaryota; Metazoa; Arthropoda; Arachnida; Sarcoptiformes; Oppiidae. The record is from the annotation of a GenBank genome assembly.